Molecule: messenger RNA, 1548 nt
Organism: Cuscuta europaea
Lineage: Eukaryota; Viridiplantae; Streptophyta; Magnoliopsida; Solanales; Convolvulaceae
Source: the annotation of a GenBank genome assembly
UAUUAAUCUCUCAUCUUGAGCUAAUCACUUGUUUAGCCUAUAAAUAGAGGUUCUUUGCUUCAUUGUAAAUACACUUUGAUUACACUAUUAUCACACUCUCUAAUACUCUCAAUAACAUAAGUCUUCAUACUAUAUUUUCUCUCCCUGAUCUUCUACUUAUUUCCUUCCAUUUCAUAAUACGUUAUCAGCACGAAUUUGCUCCAAAUCCCUGAAAUCAUCAUCUUCCCAACAGUUCAUCCAUGGCUAAUAUUAGCAAAAGAGAGUUCGACGUCCUCGAUUUAUCUGGUCAAAAGUACUUGGAAUGGAAACUUGACGUUUUGGCACAUUUAAAAGCAAAUGCCCUCGAAAACACAAUUGCUGAAAAUAAUUCAGCUACUCCCCAAAACAAGGCAAAAGCCAUUAUCUUUCUUCGUCACCAUCUUCACGAAAGUUUGAAGUCUGAGUAUUUAUUGGUGGAUGACCCUAAAGAAUUGUGGGAUAAUCUCCAAGAAAGGUAUGGCCAUCAACAAAAGGUCCUUUUACCAAAAGCUCAAUAUGACUGGAUCAAUUUACGAUUCCAGGAUUACAAAUCUAUAAGUGACUACAAUUCUGCCUUGUUCCAAAUAACAUCAAAAUUGAAGGUAUGCGGACAAAAAGUCAUUGAUGCCGAAAUGUUGGAAAAAACUCUAUCCACUAUGCAUCUUUCAAAUAUGCUUUUACAAGAGCAAUAUAGACAAAAGCACUUUCAAAAGUAUUCUGAUUUAAUAUCAUUAUUACUACUUGCUGAGACGAAUAAUGACAUUUUGAUGAGAAACCACAAUAUGAGACCCACGGGUUGUAGCCCUUUUAGUUUUGGUCCACAAAAUCAUGGUUCAAACUCUAUCCACUAUGCAUCUUUCAAAUAUGCUUUUACAAGAGCAAUAUAGACAAAAGCACUUUCAAAAGUAUUCUGAUUUAAUAUCAUUAUUACUACUUGCUGAGACGAAUAAUGACAUUUUGAUGAGAAACCACAAUAUGAGACCCACGGGUUGUAGCCCUUUUAGUUUUGGUCCACAAAAUCAUGGUUCAAAACAUGAAUCAAAUGCAACCCAUAGUGGUGCUCGUGGACAUUUCAAACGUGGUCGUGGUAUUGGUCGUUAUAAUGGACCUAGCCGGGGAAACAAACAGAGUAGUAGCUCUUACAAAGACAAGGGAAAGCAAAAUCCCCAUCAAACAAGAGGCCCGACGAAAUCUUCAGAAAAGGCUAAAGUCACUUGUUUUAAAUGUGGCACGUCGGGACAUUGGGCAAAUAAGUGUCGCACACCUACACAUUUGGUUGACUUAUAUAAAUCAUCUCUAAAAGGAAAGAAUGUGGAAACUAAUUACGUCAACGAAAACGUUCCACCAAUGCCCACAUUUAACAUGUCUGAUUUCUAUAUGGAUAAUAAUGAGAUGAACACUGACAUCGUCAUGGGUGAAAAAUAAUAAUAAUAAAAAUGAAAUUAUUUUGUUAUGUAAUAUAUUCUACAAUAAAAGUUUGUUGUAUUGUAAUUUUUAUUUGGUGUGCUUGUUUUGGUUGUAAAAGUUAUG